Messenger RNA from Trichobilharzia szidati, 887 nucleotides. NCBI's taxonomy places the organism in Eukaryota, Metazoa, Platyhelminthes, Trematoda, Strigeidida, Schistosomatidae. The record is from the annotation of a GenBank genome assembly.
UCCUCCACCUGUUCAAAUAUAGACAGAUUAAAUUCUCUCCCUGCGAUUGAUUCAAUGAACUAUACAAAAGCUAAAGCUGCAAAGCUGUCAAAUUAACUAAUGAAGAAAGAAUGGCUAAUCUACGAUAUUUAAUUGUUGAUGAAUUAUUCAAACGUGCCCUGAUUCGAUUUCGUUCUCUGUCUAAAGUAUCCAGUUUAACAAAGAAAGAAUCACUCAUCAGUCCAGUUUAUAAUAAUACUAGUUGGACUAUGCUAAGUCCAUCAAGUAUUAUUCCUACUCGAAAAAUCUCCUCCUGCCAGCUUGUUAAUUCACCAGAUAAAGUUUUGCAUGAAAAUAAUACUUCAUCGACAAGUCGAGCAAUUCAAACGCACACUGACUCCUCGUUGCUUGAUGAACCCAGUCAAUCGUUACAGCUAGUCUAUGCAUCUAGUGAUUUCCCUUAUUCACCGAAUACAGAUUGUCUUCAGAAAGAGUUUAACUCAAGUCCAUUGAGUCAAAUUUUAGAGUUCAUUGAUGAGAAUAUAUACAACAAUGCUAUUACAGUGACUCCUGUUCCUCCCACUGCUGAUACCACCACAACUCCUGCUGCUGCUGCUGGUAUUAAUACUACUACCACUACUAAUGAUGAUGACACUACACGAGAAUACUUAGAUUUAGAUGAAGUUCAACAGUCACGUUAUCACACUGGCCUACAAACACCGAAUAUUAUUUGUUAUCUAGAUGAAUCGAUCAAUUAUUAUCCAAUCAAUAGUAGUAGUGGUAGUCAACCGGUAGACGAGAUCAACGCACACCGUGGUGAUGAACAUACUACUCACCGUCAUCAUCGUUAUCAUCAUAAUAAUGAUAAUAAUGAUGAUAAUGACCUUGUGAUAGAGGAAUUAUUGUAA